AUGACCGAAGACUUCAUUUCUUCUGUCAAGGAUUCGAGUGAGGAGCUUAAGGAACGGCGAUCGAAAGUCGAAUUUGUAGAGUACAAAUCCAAGCAAUUAACAUCCUCCUCAUCGCACAAUUCAAAGUCAUCCCAUCAUGAUGAUGACGGCCAAUACAAUAAUAGAAACAUUUUCCAGCGAUGUGUCGAUUCUUUCAAGCCUCCUUUGGACGGUUCGUUCGACACAAGCAAUUUGAAAAGAACACUGAAGCCCAGACACUUGAUCAUGAUUGCCAUUGGGGGCAGUAUAGGUACCGGUUUGUUCGUGGGUAGCGGUAAAGCCAUCGCGGAAGGUGGUCCUCUGGGUGUCGUCCUGGGUUGGACCAUUGCAGGCUCUCAAAUUAUCGGGACAGUCCAUGGGCUGGGUGAGAUAACGGUGCGGUUCCCCGUCGUUGGGGCAUUUGCCAACUACGGUACGAGGUUUUUAGAUCCAAGUAUAAGUUUUGUUGUUUCGACCAUAUACGUGCUACAGUGGUUCUUCGUUUUACCCUUAGAAAUCAUUGCUGCGGCCAUGACCGUGCAGUACUGGAACUCAUCCAUUGAUCCGGUGAUUUGGGUGGCCAUCUUUUACGCGGUUAUUGUCUCCAUAAACUUGUUUGGUGCCAGAGGUUUCGGGGAGGCUGAAUUCGCAUUUUCCACCGUCAAAGCAAUAACGGUUGGCGGAUUCAUCAUAUUAUGCAUUGUUCUCAUUUGUGGCGGAGGACCCGAUCACGAAUUCAUUGGCGCCAAAUACUGGCACGACCCCGGUUGUUUAGCCCACGGGUUUCCGGGCGUUUUAUCUGUUCUUGUCGUUGCCUCGUAUUCCCUGGGUGGUAUAGAAAUGACAUGUUUGGCGUCGGGAGAAACGGAUCCUAAAGGCUUACCGAGUGCCAUCAAACAAGUGUUUUGGAGAAUUAUAUUUUUCUUUUUAGUGUCACUAACCCUAGUGGGGUUCCUGGUCCCAUAUACAAAUCAAAAUUUACUUGGUGGAUCAUCCGUAGAUAACUCACCCUUUGUGAUCGCCAUAAAGUUGCACCAUAUCAAAGUUCUGCCCUCCAUUGUCAACGCGGUUAUUCUAAUCAGUGUUUUGAGUGUAGGGAACUCCUGCAUCUUCGCUUCCAGUAGAACAUUGUGUUCCAUGGCACAUCAAGGCCUUAUCCCGUGGUGGUUUGGUUAUAUUGACCGCGCUGGGAGGCCGCUGGUUGGAAUCAUGGCAAACUCGCUGUUCGGAUUGCUAGCAUUCUUGGUCAAAUCAGGUUCAAUGUCCGAAGUUUUCAAUUGGUUAAUGGCCAUCGCAGGCUUGGCCACAUGCAUCGUCUGGUUGAGUAUCAAUUUGUCACACGUUAGAUUUAGAUUGGCAAUGAAGGCUCAGGGGAAAUCGCUGGACGAAUUGGAGUUUGUUAGUGCCGUCGGUAUUUGGGGCUCCGUAUAUUCCGCGCUAAUCAAUUGCCUGAUUUUGAUAGCUCAAUUCUAUUGUUCCCUAUGGCCCAUUGGCGGUUGGACCAGCAGUAAGGAAAGGGCCAAAAUAUUUUUCCAAAAUUACCUGUGUGCCCUGAUAAUGGUGUUUAUAUUUGUCAUCCACAAAAUUUACUACAGGUGCCAAAUGGGGAAAUGGUGGGGGGUGAAAGAAUUGAAGGACAUCGAUUUGGAAACCGACCGUAAAGACAUCGAUAUCGAGAUUGUAAAACAGGAAAUUGCCGAAAAAAAAAAGUACCUAGAUUCACGUCCAUGGUAUGUGAGACAGUUCCAUUUCUGGUGUUAA
Messenger RNA from Saccharomyces kudriavzevii IFO 1802, 1779 nucleotides. It is a transcript of the gene TAT2, whose product is annotated as aromatic amino acid transmembrane transporter TAT2. Lineage: Eukaryota; Fungi; Ascomycota; Saccharomycetes; Saccharomycetales; Saccharomycetaceae. Gene Ontology annotation, cellular component: membrane. The record is from RefSeq and is a predicted model, not a curated record. Bases 1 to 1779 code for a protein of 592 amino acids. The transcript has a single exon. Gene Ontology annotation, molecular function: amino acid transmembrane transporter activity; catalytic activity. Gene Ontology annotation, biological process: amino acid transmembrane transport.